Molecule: messenger RNA, 306 nt
Organism: Diversispora eburnea
Lineage: Eukaryota; Fungi; Glomeromycota; Glomeromycetes; Diversisporales; Diversisporaceae
Source: the annotation of a GenBank genome assembly
AUGAUAUCUCGCUCAGUAUUGUUCGUUGGUGUUAAUCCCGGACCAUUUUAUGAAAGUGAUUUCACAAACAAUGAAAUUAUUAUUAAUUAUGAGGAUGUGACUUUACCAAAAAAAUCUGAUAUUAGAAUUAGUUAUGUUGUCAGUCAUGAUACGCGUUCUUCCGCGUUAAGCACAAUUAAGCAGUCUAUUUUCAGUAGUCAAAUUUUUAUAGGAAAAUGUGGAUUUGAUGCAUUUGAGAAAGCUUAUCGAACACUUAAUACAGAAAAAUCUAAAAUCUUUGGGUUACAACCUUUAAAAAUAUUUUGA